This is a messenger RNA of Lates calcarifer (barramundi perch), 2147 nucleotides long. RefSeq names its product mannosidase, endo-alpha (gene manea). The transcript has 5 exons. The record is from RefSeq and is a predicted model, not a curated record. Gene Ontology annotation, cellular component: Golgi apparatus. Bases 412 to 1746 code for a protein of 444 amino acids. Gene Ontology annotation, molecular function: alpha-mannosidase activity. Lineage: Eukaryota; Metazoa; Chordata; Actinopteri; Centropomidae.
CACAGUCACCGCUUAGUCGCAGUCGGAGCAUUUUCAGAUCUGUUACGUUUGUCAGGACAGCUACAGAACCAGAAGUGCAGGUUGUGUCCUGUCCUCUGCAUCUUAUGCAGCGAAAAUAAUUUAUGAGGAGUCGUUGGAGGUACUUUACGGACUGCGUUUAAUGUCGUACAGCACAUUUAAAUAUACAUCGUUUAAAUGCAGAAGCAGGCGAAGUGUUUUAGUGUCGGGGGAUUAAACUAACUGCUUGUUGUGUCACCGGUUGUUCGCGGCUGCUGUUGACAAGUCCAAAGUUCAUCGAUGCAGGCUGAACAAAAACUCACUGAUCGAGUUUCAAUGGCAUCCUCUCCAACAACAGUCCCUCACUGCUGUGUCGACAAUGAACUGUGGAAAGGCUCAAGCACUGACUGAAGGAUGGCAAGGUUUAGGCGCAAAUCUUGCAUCACAUUACUUGCUUUGGUGUUGCUAGUCCUCAUUAUAACUGUGGUCUUGAAAGGGCUCACACCAGAGGACUCUGCCUUCAGCAGCCCUGAGGGUGCCAAUCUGUUCCCUGAGAGAAAGAAUGACAAUCAGAUCCCAAGAGAAAACAACCAGAAACCUGACCAGACCAAAAUGAAUGACUACGCUAAGUCAGACAAAGAUAAAGAACUGGAGGCUACACUGAGGAAGUUUCCUCCUCCAAACUACUACCUCCAUGCCUUCUACUACACAUGGUAUGGGAACCCCAAGUUUGAUGGCAAAUACAUUCACUGGGACCAUCCACAGCUGCCACACUGGGACUUUAAGGUAGCUCAGGGUUAUCCACAAGGGAGACACAGCCCACCUGAUGACAUUGGGGCCAACUUUUACCCUUCUCUAGGAGCUUACAGUUCCAGGGACCCCUCCGUUAUAGAAGCUCAUAUGCAGCAGCUACGUACAGCAGCUAUUGGCGUCAUUGCUGUUUCCUGGUAUCCUCCUGAUAUGAAGGAUGACAAUGGCGAGCCAACAGAUGACAUUGUGCCUUUGCUGUUGGAAGUGGCUCAGAAAUACCAUAUUAAGGUAGCUUUUCACAUAGAACCAUACAAAGGGAGAGAUGAAGCCAAUAUGUUCUCCAAUGUCAAAUACAUCAUAGAGAAAUAUGGCGAGCAUCCUGCUUUCUUCAAGUACCGCACCAACAAUGGUAAGCUCCUUCCACUCUUCUAUGUGUAUGACUCAUAUUUGAUGAACUCUGAGCAGUGGGCCAAACUGCUAAAACACACAGAGAGUAACAGCAUCAGGGACACCCCGUAUGAUGCCAUCUUCAUUGCCCUGCUGGUAGAGGAGAAACAUAAGAGGGAUAUCCUGACAGCAGGUUUUGAUGGUGUCUACACCUACUUUGCCACUAAUGGGUUCUCCUAUGGGUCCACUCAGCGGAACUGGGACUCUAUUAAAGCGUUCUGCGAAGAUAACAACCUGAUAUUCAUCCCAAGUGUGGGCCCAGGGUACAUUGACACAAGCAUCCGACCCUGGAACUUCCAAAACACUCGAAACCGCAUCAACGGGAAAUACUAUGAAACCUCGCUGAGUGCUGCGUUGCAAGCCAGGCCUGAUUUUAUCUCGAUAACAUCUUUUAAUGAAUGGCACGAGGGGACUCAGAUCGAAAUGGCGAUUCCCAAAACGAGCCAGACUGUUUAUCUGGACUACCUGCCCAAUAAACCUGCAAUCUACCUGGAGAUAACUCGCAAAUGGGCUGCGAUAUUUGGCGGUGAGCGCCGAAAGUGGCAGGAAUGAUCCGACCAAGAGCCAUAGAAGAUGUUUAUUCAUGGUGGAACAAUAUAUUUACAUAAAAGCUAAAUUAAGUUCUAGUUGUAGAAUGGACAACAACAUGCAAAUGAUGAGUAAUUGUAUGAGAAAAGCCAAAUGAUUUGCAAAGCCACAGGCAAGUGAACUACUUCAUUAUCUUAAUUUUAGCUGCAGUGAUGUCUGUUAUUUUUUACACUCAGAUGAAUUAUUGAAUUAACUGAUGUCUUAUUACUUCUUGCACAUUUUGGGAUUCAUAACUUUAUCAGCAUGUUUUAUCACCGUCUCCAACGUAUCCAUCUGAAACUGUGCAUAGGCAUGAUUUGCCUUCCUGUAAUUUGUGACUAUAUUAAACCUGACUAGAAAUAAAUAAAGUGCACCCUGGAAAAGGA